UUGGAUCAGACCUCUACUAAUACUGUUCUAGGCCAAGUAUCCGGUGCUGGCGUCUUCAACACGAUCGACAACGAUAAAUUCAUCUUCAAUGAACCUGGUGUCUACAACUUCCUCUACAUUCCCAAGACCGUUCAUUCACCAGAAGUUCGUGUACAAGUCCGAAUGGAACGAUAUCCCAAUAGAAAGGUAGAUUUUGGUCUACUCGGGCGGUACAUCUCACAAGCCGAGCUCGUUCAGCCCACUAAUGCCACUGUGAUCACUGGUGUCACGUUAGAAGCAACUGGUACUGACCGAGUUUAUGUUAUGGCCAGAAAGGAUACGCGACGUUUCCGAUAUCGUACAGAUAUUCAUCGUGUACUGGUCUACGUGAACAACGUCGAGCGAGGACAGCCGGAGAUCUACGUGGUCCUGGAGGAAGCGCAAAUUGGAAUUCGAGUCCGCGAAAGCUAUGCACUUGACAUUGACCGACUGCCGAUGUACCAGGAGAGUAUGGGCAUGCUGGAUAUCCAAUUAUCAGUUCCUCCACAAUAUGGAGUAAGACCGGAUGGCGACAAGACCCGUGAGACAGAGCUGCGCCAACGAUACGAUCUACCACGUAUUAGCGGGCUGAUGAGACCGUUCCCCGAGCAGACCAGUGCUGCUAUCAUGCAGGGACUUACACUCAAUGACGUGAACUCAGAGACUUACCGACAACAGAUUGUCAACAAUUACCGAAUCGUGGGCUCUGGAGAACCCGGCUCCGAGCAGAAUCCCGUGGGAACACUUGCGCAGGGCCUUCCAACAGAGAACAUGUUCACUACGAGCAAGGAUGAGGACAAACAGUUCGAUGUCUUCCCUGAAGCCAAUUUACGCGCCGGUCCCAUUUAUAAAACGGCACCGAUGUAUGAUAGCGGAGCGUAUCGAUUUGAUCCCCAGACGGGUAUGGACAUCAAUCAAGAGCUUAAUAACUGUCGUGGAUUGCAGGAGGAUGUUUCAUUGAAUCUUCAACCAUUCCAAAGCAAUGCCAACCUUAUGUACGGUCUGAAACACUGCCCUGACGACUCAGCGUCAAUCAUCAGUGAUUGUGGUGAUAGUGUUCCGUGUCUCUACAGUUACGCCCUGUUACAAUCAAAGGUGUUGGCGUUCGAGGAGCAGGAUGCUUUCAACAGUUUUGUCACUGAACGGAUGGAGGCCAUCAGACAAUACAAUAGCUGUGGUGCGAUCAAUAUCGAAUACCCGGAAUACAUGAUGAAAACGCCUGCAUUAGCCCCAGGAUAUCUGCAGGGAGAUGUGGCUCGCUUUGGAUGCUACCAAACCCACUGGAUCAAAGGAGACCACGAAUACAAAUGUGGUAUUGUGGUCGACUACAACAAUCCAAACUCAUACCGUUUCGAGUGGAACAAAGGUUCCCAACCGUGGUGCCGAUCGAGAAUUAAAGAGACUACUUCUUCAAAUGGAUUACUCAUCGUAGCGAUCAUUUUGGCAUAUACCAACAAAGCCCGAGUGGCAUCCAUCGGCUCCCUAGAUGACGCUCCUCAACUGACACAGCGAUUCCCGGCUCGGGGUACUCCGGCAACGUUGGAGCCUGCACGGUUAUCGCCAAUCUCGUCAGCAGCUGAAUUACGCCGACCAACAUCGCAGAAUCUCUUUGGACUGAAUACGAGCGUAUGA
Molecule: messenger RNA, 1650 nt
Organism: Cooperia oncophora
Lineage: Eukaryota; Metazoa; Nematoda; Chromadorea; Rhabditida; Trichostrongylidae
Source: the annotation of a GenBank genome assembly